GCUAAAAGAGGACUUACCUGCUUAUUCUCGCUAGCGCAACUUGCGGUGUAUUAUGUGAUUCUAUAAAUAUUAAUUAUAAAUGGUUAUAAAUUACAUUAUAAUACUGCUAUAAAACAGGUGCAAUAAAAAGUGUAAAUAUUCAAAUUCAAUUUAGAUACUUUUGCUAUGAAGUGACAAGUUUUUUUUUUAUUUAAUAAUAAUAAACCGGUUUUACCUUGUGCGUUUCUACAAAUAUAUUUGCUUCCAACUAAGGAAAAAUAGUCAGUGGAUAACUAACUUUAAGUCACAAAAUGUAUAUCAAACUAAUUGUUUACUGUAAUUUAUUAAUAUUAACAGUGUUUGCUGGCGAAGUUGAUGACAAAUGUACACCCAAUGCAGCAAUUAAAGAAGGAACUUGUAAACUGAUAACUGAUUGUGAGGUCGCUCUGAGGUCAAUUAAAAAGAACCAAGGUCAUCCUUAUGCCAGAUGCGGUUUUAGCAAGACAUUUGAGAUAGUCUGUUGUCCGAAUGAAGUGGAUUUACAACCUGCGGUCACAGUAAACCCUUUUAAAAGAACUACCUCAGUAAAACCAGAGGAUAAAUUUGGUGAAGUAGACACCAGAACAGUGAGAGUAGCUGAUGAGGCCUGCAAACAAAUCAUCAAGAAUCGUCUUCCUCCUCUCGGCUUGCAUAUAAUCGGUGGCAUUGAGGCUUCUCCUGGGGAAUUCCCACAUAUGGUGGCUUUAGGGUACGGUGGACCGGAUGUGUAUGAGUUCAAUUGUGGUGCUUCGCUGUUGUCAGAGCUGUAUGCAUUAACAGCAGCGCAUUGCGUCGACACGCUCACUCAAAUUAAACCAACUAUAGCCCGUAUGGGUGUCGUUGAACUCGGUGCGACGACAUUUAAUCCGAACACAGACUACAGGGUAGCAGAUAUAUUGAUACAUCCUGAUUACUUGAGACGCACUAAAUAUCAUGAUUUAUCAUUAGUAAGGAUGGAAAGACCGGCUGAGUUUGGUGUGAAUAUCGGCCCAAUAUGUUUGUAUACAAAUUUGCAAGAUCCAACAACAUCACUAACUGUUACUGGCUGGGGAAAAACCAGUAUCACAAAGGAGGACAAGAGUGAGGUUUUGCUGAAAGCUAAUGUCACUGUUGUGGCAAGAAGUAAAUGUGGUCAAUCUUAUUCCAACUGGCGGAAGUUGCCUAGUGGCAUCUUGAAUGAACAAAUAUGUGCUGGAGAUCCACAGGGACUGAGGGAUACAUGUCAGGGUGAUUCUGGCGGUCCAUUACAAGGUUUGGAUGACCAUGACGGCCAGUACCGUCUAGUGGGUGUGACGUCAUUCGGCCGUGGUUGUGGGUCACCAGUGCCAGGGGUCUACACACGUGUUGCACACUACCUUGACUGGAUAGAAAGUGUAGUAUGGCCGCGUGGUUUAGACACAUGGUCUAAUUAAAGGUUAAGCAUUGGAACAAAUGGAUUAUGCGUAAUAUAGCGACCAGCUCAUUCAAAUAAUUAGAUCAAACUAUGCUAAUAAAUAAACAAAACAUGAUUUAA
This is a messenger RNA of Danaus plexippus (monarch butterfly), 1531 nucleotides long. RefSeq names its product serine protease persephone-like. The transcript is spliced from 10 exons. NCBI's taxonomy places the organism in Eukaryota, Metazoa, Arthropoda, Insecta, Lepidoptera, Nymphalidae. Gene Ontology annotation, biological process: proteolysis. Gene Ontology annotation, molecular function: serine-type endopeptidase activity. The record is from RefSeq and is a predicted model, not a curated record. The coding region runs from base 291 to 1430 and encodes 379 amino acids.